This is a messenger RNA of Antechinus flavipes (yellow-footed antechinus), 3839 nucleotides long. It is a transcript of the gene SHISAL2A, whose product is annotated as shisa like 2A. NCBI's taxonomy places the organism in Eukaryota, Metazoa, Chordata, Mammalia, Dasyuromorphia, Dasyuridae. The record is from RefSeq and is a predicted model, not a curated record. The transcript has 3 exons. Bases 3164 to 3673 code for a protein of 169 amino acids.
CUCUGUCUCUGUCUCUGUCUGUCUCUCUCUCUCCCCAGUCUUUGUCUCUGUUUCUCUAUGUCUGUCUCUCUGUCUCAUUCUCUAUGUAUGUGUGUCUCUGUCUCUGUGUGUGUGUGUUUCUGUCACUCUCUGUCUGUCUCUGUUUGUCUCUGUCUCUCUCCCUUCACUCUCUCCCUGCUCUGCUGCUUAUCCCUAUCCUGCAUCUUGAUUAAAAACCCCCUUCUGUCCUUCCAUCCCCUCCAGGUAUCAUCUUCCAUCCCUCCUUCCCUUCUAACUCCCCUCACUGUAAAAGGUCUCGGUCUCAGAGCCCCAGUCCCUCCUGCUCUGUGCUUUCUGACACCUCACUCUGUGUUACCAAAUCUAACGGCCCUUUCUCGGUUCUCCUUGACUCUCUGAGGUAUUUGAUCCCACUGGCGGCUCAGAGAUCUGACCAUGUGAGCUUCAGUGGCUCCCUAUUACCUCGAGGACAGAACAGAAGCUCCUUGGUAGAGCACUGGAAACUCUCCAGUCUUCUCAUACUUUCCUUCCUCCAGCCAGCCCAGGUCCAGCCUUACUGGCUAAGGCAUCCCAUCUCCCACCUCUGUGCCUUUGCCCUGGCUCUUCUCCGGGGCCUGGAAGCCUCCGUCCUCACCUUCACCUUCUAGAAUCUUCUAGAAUCUGUAGCUUCCAUCAAGACUCAGGUAAACUCCCCCUUAUGCCAAAAGUCUUCUCCAGGAACCCCACCUGCUAGUUCUUUUACUGUUCCCUCAAAUCUCCUUUGUAUAGAUACAUGUUUUCUUCCCCAUUAGAGUAUAAGCUCCGGGGGACAGGGACGACUGCAGGUUUUUAUUUAUUUAUUUGCUUAUUCCACUGACAUGGUAAAUAUCUGAUAGAUUCUUGUUGAUAUUUAUCUCUCAACAAAUAAAGCAUCCAUCCUCUGCUUGAAUCCUUCUACUACAUAGGAGCUCACUACCUCUUGAGGCAGCCUAUUCCAUUUUUUUUUUUUUUUUUGGAUCUGAAAGGAGCGUAAGUCAUUUAGUCCACCUCACCCCAUUUGACAGAUGGGAAAUCUGAGGCACAAAAAAGAUUGUGGCUUUCCCAAACAUUGCACUAGUAGCAAGGUAGUAACCGAACCGGAGUCUUUUGACUCCAGGUCCAGAGUGCUUUUCAUUAUUCCAUGUUACCCAUCUGAUCCAUUCAGUGUCCCAUUAACCGUAUAUGGGAAAUAUUUGGUCAAAUAAAUGAUUUGCAGCUUUCCUCCCCACCUCCAGCCCUUCACCAUCAGCUCUGAGGAAAGGAAUAGUAUCUUCUCUGUAAUUUUACCAAUGCUGAGCACAAGACCCUGCUCAAGUGUUCAAGAAAUGCCCUUCACUGUAUGAAGAAAGCCAUAUCUUCUUUCCAAACUCGCUCUGCCUCUUCUUUCUCCCCCCUCCUCUCCUUUUUUCUUUUCACCUUCUUCCUCUAUAUUGCCCCCUUUCCCUCUCUUCUUUAUCUCUAAAAUGAGAUUAAGUUAAGUGACUUCUCACAUCCCCAGCUCUGAUAUCCUGUAUUCUUAGAUCCCUUCCAGCUCUACCAUUCCAUGUUCUCAGGUUCUCGUCGGCCUGACAUUUUCCAUUCGAAAGACCCUCCCGAUGUUUCCAAGUCCCAUCAGCUCUGAUAUUUUCCAUUUUGAGGGUCCUUCCAGCCUCUCACUAUUUGUACCGAGAUCCCUUCCAACUCUGGUCUUUUAUGAUUCUCUUAUUUAGUGAAGCUUCAGGCCAGUCUGGUUUUAGAGGGAGUUCUAGUGGAUAUUCGAAGGGGGAUCUUCCCCCUAGGGGAACAGGAGGCUCUGCAUCUCAGCAGGGAGCUGGUUGUAAGAAAAUGUCAAAGUUCCAAUAGGGGAACAAAAGCAAUCUGGGUGCUGUCUGAAGCAAUGAGGUGGCAGGAGAGUAAAAUGGCCGGGGGAGAAAAAAAGAUGAAGCCCCUUUACUGAUCUCAGUCAAGUUCCUGAAAUAAGCCUACCUGAAACCACGAGAGUGGGGCAGAACUCCUCCCUGCUGUCUCUUCUCCCUGGGAGCCCAGACUUCUCAUCCCUGUUCUGCUACUUUCUGGUUGCGGGAUCCUUGCCAAUGCCUUCUCUGCUACCUCAGUUUCCUGCUCUCUAAGAUUCUCUCUGUCCCUCCCAUGAUCCUUCAGGCUGCUUUGCCAUUCUCUUACUCACCCCCCAUCCCCUGGGUUACCAUGUCGGCCGGGUACAUACAUGCCUCUUUCCACUGUUAGACUGUCCGACUGGGAGCUGUGGUUAAGCCUGGGGGGCGGGGUGAGAGGGAGGCUGGGAAGGAGCUACUUCAUCUUUCCAACCCCGGUACCUGGCACAUGGCCUUGAAUGUACAAUAGCAGACUCUUAAUGAACGGAGGCAGAAUUGAAUGCCCUCCCCAUCCCCACCCCCUCCUUCCUUUCUUUUGGCCUCUUUCUUCUCUGAAUUAUCUAUGUCGUUUAUUCUCUCCCCCCUACCCCCCAUUUACUGGGAGUGGGCCUCCAGGAUUUGGGUCCCAGUUCUUGCCCUUUCCUCUUCCCCAUCCCCUUUCUCUCUCUCGGCCUCAGUUUCUUUUUCAGGAAAAUGAGGGAUCAUUCUAGAAAGUUCCCCCCCUUCCCCGUAAGCCAGCACUACCCUUCCCUGCUUCUACUCCCUCCCCUGCUCUCUCUUCCCGCGGCUGCCCCAUUAUCCCAGGUCAUCUCCGCUCCCUCCCUCUUCCUCUCCUCCCUCCCAUUUUCCUCCUUCCUUCUCCGCACGAGUCGGCUGCGCUCUGCCUGGGUCAGCGCUCUCUCCCCCACCUUUCCGGAGCCUGAUGCGCUGAGCCGGGGCCGUCCUGAGCUUGGAGUCCCGGGGCUGGAGGGCGGGACCCGGGGGUCGGAGAGCCAGCGAGUCCGGCUGGGAAAAGGGGCCCUGAGGCGGAGCUCCCGGCGCCCCGAGGCCCCAGAGCCCGAGCCACAGGUCAGCCUCGGGAAGCCCUCCCUCCGCAAGGGCCCACGGAGCCCCCCCUCCGGCCCCGGUCCCACGGGUCCGGCCGCUUCCUCCGAGCCCUCGGGGGCCUCCCGGGGCGCAGCCGACUAGCGGCCGGCCGGCCGACCGCCGAGCGCGUCCAUCCUCCCGGCCCGCCUCCCGUUGCUCCGGCCCGGCGGCCGAGCGCUGGGCUGCGCGCAAUGAGCAGUUCGUGCAGCAGCUACCUGAACGCCGCCAAGGAGCUGGUGAGCGGCUUCCCCUGCCCCGGGCCCGGCGGCGAGGCGGCCGCCGUCUACUGCUGCGGCUUCCAGGACCACCGCUACUGCUGCGACGACCCGCACAGCUUCUUCCCCUACGAGCAUCGCUACAUGUGGUGGCUCAGCAUCGGAGCCCUGAUCGGCCUGUCUGUAGCAGCCGUGGUCCUCCUGGCUUUCAUCGUCACCGUGUGCGUGCUCUGUUACCUCUUCGUCAAGUCCAAGCCCCCCGCCAAGCUGGAGACGGGCUUAAGCUUGCAGGCAGCAGAUGCAGAGCCCCCAUCUUUGGAAGAGUCCAGCCGGAGCGGCGGGGGAGCCGUGGGGCCCAACAGCCUCCGAAGGCACUUCUUGAGCCCCCGGCUAGACUGUGACCCACAGGCCACAGACCCUGACCGCCUCUUUCAGAGGUGCUUCAUCGCUACAGUGACUACCACAGACGUCCAGGGCCUCCCCUGAGUCCUGCUCGGGGGGCUACAUCCUCUCUCUCACCACCUGCCCCCAAUAGCCUCGACACUGCCGAUCUAACCCAAAGUCUGCUGUUGGGUCGUGGCCUCUGAUGGCCAGAUACCCCUACCCCACUCCUGGCCACUGUGAUUCCAAUAAAAUUCCCUGUUUGUCCACA